Penicillium oxalicum is the source of this 1818-nucleotide messenger RNA. RefSeq lists its product as uncharacterized. NCBI's taxonomy places the organism in Eukaryota, Fungi, Ascomycota, Eurotiomycetes, Eurotiales, Aspergillaceae. The transcript is spliced from 3 exons. Bases 1 to 1818 code for a protein of 605 amino acids. The record is from RefSeq and is a predicted model, not a curated record.
AUGACUUCGACUACUCUCAUGACAUUCUUAUUAACGACGAACCCAGAGAUCCGAUCGGUGAAGCUAUUUGGAUCAUGGGAUAAUUUUUCCAAGGCAUACCCGAUGGAGCGAGACAGGCGCACGGGACCUGGCCAAUGGCGUGGCUGUCACACCUUCACAGACAUCGUUAGCGAAGGAUCGACCAGCGACAGAACCAAAUGGCGCACAGGAGGUCUCAAGAUGGGAGCAACGUAUUGGUACUAUUACUUGUUGGAUAAUGACAGGGAGUAUUGCAACCAAGUGGAACCUGUGACGACAAAAUGUCCGUUCUUGCCUGGACAGCCGGUGAACAUUCUCAACGUGCCCAUCAUUCUCCCCGAUAGUGGUUAUGGACGCCCGAGCAAUAAACACUCGGAAAAAUUCAACUACCGGACCAUGAAUCCGGAAGACAAAUUUGUGAACCCCCGCAAACCCCCUCAGCCCGCCGUGGCACGACUGCAGACGUCCCUGCCUCAACCCCGGCAGGUGGACGGGAGCUGUCUCAGGGCAUCUCCCAAUGUGCACUAUCGCAGCUCUUCACAACCCGGUAGUGCCACACGAAGACACCAUCAUGCCAAGGACGCUCGCUCAGUCUCACCCCCACGAGACCGCCUUCUUGCCAUUGGAUGCCAGGGAGCCAAUCUGUCCAAAAGUGUUGAAGUUUUAUCGCGCUUCGACUCCGCGGACAGAGUGUGUCCGUCCUGGCAGAACACUCAUACCAAGAAGGGGGUGAUUACACCACCGGCUUUUGAGUCGAACCAGCCGGAGAUUGCACCUUCCAUCCAGGCGCGUCGUGCAAUGAAGCUGAACGGGACGAGUGCAGCCCAAUCUUUCAAUGGCCUCACAGUUGAAACGCGACUCGGAUGUAAUCGCUCGAGGGAUGUCGCUGUAGGACCCCGUGAUGAGCCAAGCGGUGAGACUAGAGGCUCACUGGAUCCUGUGACCAUGGCGAGCUCCAGUGGCGCGACAACUCCUCGGGGAAACAGCGCGCAAGAGAAAAGAUUGCCCUCGCUCCCUAACACCCCAUCCUCGGUGAUGGACGAGGCGGUGCAAGCCAUGGAUGAAACGGACAGAGAAAUGAGCUCUCAAGUGCUGCGCAGCCACUUCUCGAGCUUGACCACUGUCGCCGAUGAAGCAGUCUACUCCCAGUUGAUUCAGGAGCAAAGUCGGUUCUCUGAGUGGAGCACCGAUACCGACACCGAGCCUGAAUUUGAGGACUCGGCAGAGCUUGGGGAUCCCAUCCCUCUCCUGAAUCUGGAGAGGACCGCUUCCAUAGCCACAGAUGAAUGGCACACCCCCGACCUCAGCGACAUGGGUGAUGCCUCAACAAACACUGACCCGAACACCCCACAUCUCAUGGCCACUACUGACCCAUCUUCACCCAACUCUGCAUCCAUGGAGUCCGUACCCUGGAAGCUCGAAACACUCGAACUCUCGCUGCCCCGACUCACCCUCUCUCUUUCUUCGCCAGGCUUUGCCACCGGCCUCGGGAUCGACCAACCACUCGACCAGGUCGAAAGCAAUCCGAAGCGCCACGCCGCUCUCUUUGAUGCCCUCGAAUCCAUAGAAUCCCUCUCCCACUCUCACAGCCCGGUCAACUCCCCGAUCUUUCUCUCUGACCCGCGCUACGGAGCCUCCGUUGACCGAACCCACUCGGAUUCUGAGGGUGUUUAUCAGCCCCUUCUCUCGCCAGCGAGUGAGGCGUCUGUGCAUGGGAACAGCACGAUGCAAGAGAUUAUGGAUGAAUUGAGUUAUUUGAAGAAUAUGAUUCAGGCAGAAAUGGAUGGUGAGCCGUUUUAA